UUUAUUUUAAUUCCUACACUCGCAUGGCGUGGUAGCCAACUCAGUUAAUUUAACAAAUCUGCUUAAUAAUUAAAUAUUUACUCUUUAAUUAUUAUUAUUAACUCUGAUAAAAGUGCAAAGUGUACCUAUCUACUUAUGAAUUGAAACAAAAAACAUAAUACAUAUUUGGUUUUGUUUAUGCCAUUUAUUACUCCAGUUCAUUAAGGGUUAACACAAAAGUAUCUACCUAAAGAUGAUAUUAACUCGGACACUUUUAUGGAUACAUUUAUUUAUUAUUUUCGAUGUCAUUGUACAGUUACAAAGUGUGACACCAUGGGGCAACAAACAACUUUUUCCACCAAGUAAGAUUCCCGAUGACGGUUUAAGCCCUCGGCGAUCCGUAGUAAGACGUAAAAUCAUUCUAUAUCACAAUUUCUUUCGUACGAAAGUUCGGCCUACAGCUUCUAAUAUGUUACUAAUGUCAUGGCAUCCCCUAGCAGCUCAAAAAGCUCAAAAAUACGCAGAACAGUGUAUAUUCCUUCAGCACAAUGAUCCUAAGGAAAACGCAGUGCCUUAUCUUGGCAAUUGCGGACAAAAUAUCUUUGUGUCAUCUCAUAAAACUCCCUGGUUUUUCGCAUUGAAGUCAUGGUUUCUUGAAUAUCAAAAUUUUACUUAUGGCGCACCAGUACGUAAUUUUAAGGCAGUUGGCCAUUACACGCAGAUGGUGUGGGCCACGAGCCAUAAGGUUGGCUGUGGCGUGGCCCACUGUGCUGGAGGACCAUGGGGGCAAUUUUAUAACUACGUGUGCCAUUACUGUCCAGGAGGAAAUUACGACACCAUGAUCCAGUAUCCCUACAAAAUGGGUAAACCGUGUGGCGAUUGUCCAAAUGACUGUAUCUCCGAUACACUGUGCGCGAACUCCUGUCCUGUUAAAGAUUUCUAUUCGAACUGCGACUCAUUGGUCCACGUGCCCGGUUACUGCAAGCGUGGAAUGUGUAAUGCGACCUGUUCAUGUGGCAAUGAGAAAAUACACAAGAAUUAUCCUUGGUAGUAUUUAUUUGUCUAGUAUUACUCUUAGAGCCAGACUUUCGCUAUUUUUAAAAGCCAUAGGUAAUUACUAUGCUCAUGCAUCACCAAAGAUAGGUAUUGCAUGGUACACAAUAUGCUAUAGCUACUUAUCAUUGGUACAUAUAUCAAACUAUAGAGUUUGGACCAUGGUGACUUUGGGAUAAGGUGUAGGAUUGUCUGUAAUACUCAAAUAUCAAUAAAUUUGAUUUCGUUCUUUACUUAACUUUGUGGCAACUCUUCACCAGAGGCUUAAGUAUAAUUGUUUGAAUUACCUAUACCUUAAGAAUUUAAACAGUUUUCAAAUGGUUUGCCACAAAACUAAGUUUCUGGCAACUGAAGAUAUAAUAUCUCCAACUAUUUCAACAAAUUAUAAUCAUAUAAAGCUUUUUUUGGCUGAUUGAGGGUCUGGAACUUUAAACCUGCUAGUUCCCAUACCAAUCUACAUUUUUGCCUCUUAUAGUCGCAUACUUACCUACCUACCUACCUUUAUACUAUACCUACACAGUAGGUAAAUGAGGGGUGGCUAACUUUCAACUUAUAUAAAAUCACGAAGGUCUGGCGAUGACAGUUUUGUUCUAAUAUAAAAUGUACUUAGGUAUUAUAAGUAAUUUAAACUGUAAAUAACCAUAUAGAUGCUCGAGCUUUUUACAUUUUGGGUUAUUUUUAUUUAGUAUCAAUGGUCUCCUAAUAAAAAGUAAGAGGUUUGAGAACAAUGUUUUUCCUAUGACCUGGUAUACUGUAUAUCUUCACUUUCAUUCAUUUCAUCACAAUCAGCAUGUUUUAUUAGCCCAUUAGGGACAAAGCACAGGUUUUCUCAUAUUUGAAACUAUGUGAUAUUUUAUGGAUUUAUAGCUUAGGCCCGCCACGCUUCUCUUAAACGGAUUAAUGGGUUUAGGGUGACAAUGUAUGACUCUGUAGCAAUUAUGAUUAAUUAUAAUGACCGUAACCAGAAGCUCAAUGUGCUCUUCAAGGGAUGACCCUGUAUCCAAUAUAACAUAAGCUUAAUACUAACUUUUACUCAAAUUUACUUAUUUACACUUUUUUUUGUUUGUUAAUAAUGUUUAUGUUAUUAUAUAAAAUAUAUAUAUUUUUGAAUACCGCUACGGCAUUUGUAAGUUACUCUAAUUUACCAUUAUAUUAUUUAUUUUAAACAGUGUUAUCGAGUGGAUAAUUAAUUAAACGGAUAAACGGAAAUCUAACCCAUACUUUUCUAGCUCAUCGUAACUCGUUAUGUUCAUACUAGAUGGCAUUGGCGGCUUUCGAUGGCUUGUUAAAAUCAGAUUCAUAAUUCAUAAUAUCUAUGGUCCAGUUGUGAAGGACUCUGGCCGGAAGGAAUCUCUAACUUUGUUUGGGAAAGUAUCCCCUGACAACAUAUUUAUUUUAUACUGGUCAAAAGUGCACCUGUAUGCUAAUUCACUAUCUUUGACAUAUCUAUGCUAGUUGAUAUUAACGAAAUUGAGAUUCUAUGUAAAAAUGUCAUCCGGUGCUUACUGGUGGAUGUCACACAAUAGGUACCUAAAUGACAUUUUCUCAAUUGAUUUAAUGUUUAUUUAAAUAGGUUGAUGAUAAAGACCAAAUAAAUGUACCUAUAGGCCAUCAGGUUUCGAACGUAAAACAUACUUAGGUAAGUAGGUACAUAAUUGCUUAUAGUCUAGGUAUAAUAUAAGUGCGCAUUAACCUGUAUGUAGUACCAACAUACAACAAUCGAGCCAGCCAACAUCAAGCUAUUCCUCACGAGCUGUACAACAAUAAAUGUUUUAAUUGUAUUUUUUUUAUUUGCUUUUCUGUAUUUUAUAUUAUGAAUAUUAUAUGAAUAUUAUAAUUUCUACCAAAUGAUUUUAUUUUUUUUAUUAAUUAAAUAAUUG
Molecule: messenger RNA, 2912 nt
Organism: Bicyclus anynana (squinting bush brown)
Lineage: Eukaryota; Metazoa; Arthropoda; Insecta; Lepidoptera; Nymphalidae
Product: serotriflin
Exons: 6
Coding region: 233-1030 (265 amino acids)
Cellular component (GO): extracellular region
Source: RefSeq, a predicted model, not a curated record